ACUCAGCAUUGCAUUAACUAUUUAUGACAUGAAAUUCAUUAUAAAAUGAAUGAUCUACGGUAGGCACUGGGGGGGAAAGGUUGAAUAUUUGAUGUAUUUCCUAGCUGCCUAGGUGAGGUCAGGUAGGCAGCUGUUUGGUUUCAGACUGUCUUGCUUGUUCUUGUCUGUUCUGUGAGCAUUUUGCAAGAAUAGACCUGAAGAAACAUUAGCUUAAUUGUUUGAAACCAAAUCCACCAUUUGCAACAGUAAAGGAUUUAGCUUUGUUUGGCAAUAAGAAAAUAAAUUUGAAAAAAGAUAAUAACAAAGGAUGCUCAAACUAGUAUGCAGUGACUUGUAUAAACAAGAAAUGGGAAUUUGACUGAGCUGAGGACUUGUGGUGGUUUCCUCAGUCCAGACUGAGUGAUACAAAAAUGAUUGCUACUGUACUAAAGUCACUAGAGCCAAGCCAAGUGUGCGGUUCUACCGGCUGCAGUAAUGGAAAGUGAGCUGCCAGUUUUCUAAAUUUCUGCUCCACGUGAAGCCACGGAGGACCCCUCAAAUGUUGUGAGCUCACAUGGGUUUAAUGGAAAACUGCAGCGUUGAAUCUGCAGCUGAACUGGCUGCUAAAGGAGGUGUGUUCCUAACAGUCAUUUUUUUGGUCCAGCUCAGAGGACUUCAAAUGUCCCAUGUCUUUCUGCGUGACCUGAAAGGGCAGUUGUUUUUGUGUUUAUGGGUUUGACACAAACAGACCUGGGGCCAGCUGAGACAAGGCCAGGGCGGUUUAUCGCGCUGUGCUUGGAGUGGGACGGUGUCUGCUCAGCUCAGUCAGGUCCUGGCCGUCAGGGCCGGAGGGAAGCCACUAAUGACAGCAUGUUGAUUGGCAGCAGGUCUGAGGCUCUCUUUUUUUUAUUUCCACUCUAUCUUUUUUUCACUCUGCCUCACUGUCUGUGAGAAACCCGUCUCCUGUGGUUUUACUGGGAGCUUUGAAAAGACGGCUGCCUGUCUGACCACCGGUGAAGGUGUGACAGAUUCGGGUGGUGCGGGGGUGAAGGAGGUGGGACUCGCACUUCGUAAUUGAGUUGAUGGCUCAGGGACAAACAUCACCCCCUGAGACAGAAAGUCACAGUGAUCUCCGUGCCCCGAUCCAGGAGUUACACACCCAGCAGACACAACACAACAGAGACCUGCAGAGGAAAGGGGCAGGUUCUGACUCCAGCAUGGUUCUGGUUCUUGAUCACCUGGCAAAGGAGGACACCUCUGGGCCUAUGCUGAUCCAGCCUCAGAGAGAAGCUGUGACUCCAGAGUCUGACCUGUUACUGUCCAACCGGACCAGGUCGAACUCCACAGCUUCGGACCGUAGCGGGACGUUUGUCCACUCCAUGUCAAAUCAGGAUUCUGUAACCUUAGAGAAGAAUCUGGGGUCAAACCACCGAUCCCGGCUGGACUCCGGAGCCUCAGACAGGAGCCAGAGUUCCUCCCAGAGGGGUCGCCUAGAUUCUGGCGCCUCGGAGCACAGCAUCAGUUCCCUGUCUUCUGCCAGACAGAGACUGGGAUCGGAUGUCUCUGAUUCAUGUGUCAGACCCCGUCUGGGGUCUGGAAAUAAAGACGGCAUGGGUGUUAUGGCAAGAAAUCGGAUGGAUUCUGAGACAUCCAACCUCAGCAUGAGUUUGUCGUCUGAGGAGAAGGCUCCAAUGGAGGACGUGGAGAGAAAAAAGAUCGGUUCAGUUAGCAGCACUGACUCAGAAACUGAAACAAGCCAAAGUCCAACCAGUGCCCAGGAUCAGCCAGAUGGGGCCGUUUUAUCUCGAAGAGAUGCUGUGAAUGGGCUCCUCAACGGCCACGCUCAGGGAAAGUUAAGCUUCAAGAUUCAAAAGAUAACAGCUAAUGGAAAUCUGACAUCCACUCAUGGCAAAGCCAAGGAAAAUGCACCUGAAAAGAAAGAUGUUAUCUUGGAGCAUUUCAGCCGCACCAACUCUGUUCGAGACCGAAUGCGCAAGUUCACAGAAGCCAGCCAAAGCCUAAACCCAUCAGCUUUGAAGAAGACCCCUCUGAGGAACGAGACCACCUCAGGCCUGACGAAUCUCUCCAGAGCUGCCGAACUGUUUGCACACACAUCAGCAUCCCCCAGCACAUCUGGAGACAGGCCAGCCAGGCCACGUGUAGGCUCUGUAUCGAACACCUCUACUGUGUCCCAGAGCACAGCUGCACCUCAGCCCCUCAAAGGAGUGGCCGAAAGUCCUCUGUCUUCAACCGGCCAAUCGCAGGGCUCCAUGGGCGGGACGAGGCUUCCAGCUGAAAAAGAUGUGCCUGCCUUGGCUGAACCAAAGGAAGACAGGACCCCAGGGAGAGCAGCUGAGAAACAGGGCCCUGAGGGAGAGGAAGACCCCGACAUGAAGACUUUCCUUACGAUUGAGAUCAAGGACGGGCGCACCACUUCCUCAUCCUCUUCGUCAAUGCCGAGAGGCAACAUCAUGCCUACCAGCAUGACCCCACGCAUCACCACUCUGGGACAGAGACCAGAGUUGACCCUUGGCCUAAGAGCUACACCAUUCAAGAUCUCAUCAUCUACCUUCUCCUCUGGAUCCUCCAUCAAGAUGGAGACUGAACCCUUUGUUGCCUCAGAGCCAAUGUGUUCAGCCGGACCAUCCAUGCUUGUGGAGCGUCAAGUCCCCGUCAUCCCAAACGGCUUGAGCACUCAGACAAAACCUGUUGAGAGCUCCGGAAAACUGACAGCUGAAAAGCUUGCCGCCAUCGAGGAUGAGGAUCUCCUUGACAAGAUGCUCGAUGAGUCUAAAGAUUUUGAGGAGAGGAAGAUGAUCCGUGCUGCCAUGAGAGACCUUCGCAAGAGAAAGAGAGAGGCCAUGCUGGGAUGUAGCCAGGAGGAAAUGGACCAAAGAGAGAAGGAGCGUGACACUCGUCUGCAGGAGUUGCGACAGCAGAGGGAGGAGAGGGCGCAGAAAGGUCGCGCAGGACCCGGAGCUGGAGAGGUGGUGAUAAGGAAGAUGGAGAAGUCGGCCGAUGGUUCGACCCUCAGCCAAGUGACUAAGACAAACCGUUUUGCUCAGUCUGAUGAUGGGAGCAAAUCAACACGCAGCACAGUUGUAGAAACCAGUUUUGUGCAGAAAACCGACAGAGGAACAGUCCAGUCAAAAUCAUACAGCUUCACCUCAUCCUCGUCCUCAAACACAAAUAAAAAAGUUGGCAGUGUGUUCGAUCGUGAGGAUGACACGUCGUCUCGAGGCAGCAGUGGCGGUUUGUCCACUACUGAGCGACGGCAGGCAGAGAGGCGCAGGGAGGUGAUGAGGGCCCAGACGAUGCCCAAGACGUCCGCCAUGCAGGCUCGGAAAGCCAUGAUAGAGAAGCUGGAAAAGGAAGGAGGCGGCCCUGGAAAUCAGGCAGUAGCCAAGGUAAACAAGGUGCAGCGCUCCACCAGCUUUGGUGUACCUAACGCAAACUCCAUCAAGCAGAUGCUGCUCGACUGGUGUCGUGCCAAGACGCGCUCGUAUGAGCACGUGGACAUUCAGAACUUUUCUUCCAGCUGGAGCAAUGGGAUGGCGUUUUGUGCCCUGGUGCACAAUUUCUUCCCUGACGCCUUUGACUACGACUCCUUAAGCCCCAGCAACCGGAGGCAAAACUUUGAGGUGGCCUUUAGCGCUGCAGAGACUUAUGCCAACUGCAUGCCUUUGGUGGAAGUGGAGGACAUGAUGAUCAUGGGUAACAAACCAGACUCCAAAUGCGUCUUCACCUACGUGCAGUCUCUGGUGAACCACCUUCGCAGACACGAGAUGUCCAUGGGCCGCCCCUGCGACCUCUGACCUGUGACCGGCGUUCUUUCACAUCUCUGCCGGACGCGUCGGAUUCUGUGUGUGUGUGUUUGUGUCGUUUUGCUUCUAGGGUGUGUUGGCAACACUUCCUUGCCGACAUGAAGUCUACCUCUUUAACAGAAAGAGAGGAUGCCUACAUUUUAAAGAAUCUUUUAAGGUUUUUUAAUUAUUGUUUUUCUUUAUUUAAACUAGGUUCAGUGCAGAAUUCAGAUGUCGUUUUGCUCGCCCCUCAAAAAACGUUUUCAUGCGGUAUCUCCUCUUUUUAAGUAUUUAUACCCGUGUUUUCUCUACUGUUACUCGAUUUGUAUUUUUUCUGCAGUUCUGUUGACAAACCUACUAAAACAGCAACAUUUACAGAAAUAUUAUUUGGUGCAGCAUUUGCUUUCUGUCUGGUACUUUUUUUUUUUCAAAUUUUAACCUUUUUGUAAGUUAUUUUUUAGCUAAUAAGCUUAAUGGGAAUUUUUAAUUGACGAGCACGGGGAUAUUCUUUCUUGUUAUUUAAGUAUAUUCAACAUUGUCAGAGUAAUCUUGUGCUACAAAAAAAAACGCUCCUGCACAGAACUGCUGAUAUAAUUGUCAUUCUGAAAACUGAACCGGUUCAGUAAAACGCAGACAAAGUGUCUUAGAGAUGAUUUAAAUCGUUACUUGAUGUUUUCUGUUGGCACGCUGACAGCACAUUGAAGAAAACAAAAAGGACCACACUGUCGACCCUCUCAAAAUGAUGACGGUGUCCCGCUCCAGACUGUCAAUUAAACAGUUUAUUUAUGCUCAGAUUGGUUUUAAUGUUGGUGUUUUAGUUUGUGCUUUAAGCUUUUAGGCAGCUGCAAUGUGUUAAGGUAAGUUAGUAAGCAGAAGCUCUUGUAAUUUCUUUCUGUAACAAAUUGGUUUCGCUUCUCAGUGUGGACACUAAUGCUGAAAACUAUACACUUAUGAUGAUGGCUAAGAGAAGAUAUGAGGAUUAUUAUUUUAAAGUUCUUUUAAGAGAAAAUAAUGAAAACUUGUCUGCAAGAAUUGUUUUAGAUGAUUUUUUUCUAAAAGCUAGUUGUUUUGGUUAAUAUAAAAGUUCCUCAGCUGCUUGCAAAUGGAAAAAAUCAAACCGCCCCGGGAAGCAAUGAGCAUUGAGUGCGUUUGUGUAUAUAAGGCUUAAACACAUUGUAUGACUUCAUGUUUUCUGUGCACCACACUUCAGUGUAAAUUAACAAUUAAACCAAUUUGAGAAAUUAA
Girardinichthys multiradiatus is the source of this 5027-nucleotide messenger RNA. It is a transcript of the gene smtnb, whose product is annotated as smoothelin b. Gene Ontology annotation, cellular component: filamentous actin; microtubule organizing center. Gene Ontology annotation, molecular function: protein binding. The coding region runs from base 1062 to 3794 and encodes 910 amino acids. The record is from RefSeq and is a predicted model, not a curated record. Gene Ontology annotation, biological process: actin cytoskeleton organization. NCBI's taxonomy places the organism in Eukaryota, Metazoa, Chordata, Actinopteri, Cyprinodontiformes, Goodeidae. The transcript is spliced from 16 exons.